AUUAUCUCCUCAAUCUCCGAUUACUUCCGUCACAGACUCAUUUUUUCCGAUUUUUUUUCUUUUAAAAAUAAACUUCUCUGAUCGAUUUCUUUCGCCUAGGACAUGGAGAAACGAAGCUUCCUCUUUCCCUAUCACAAAAUCAAAACCAAAAUCUGGUGCGAAGCUUCCUCUUUUGUUUUGUAAUUGACUUUUACGGUGAGCUUCUUCUUUUCCUCUCCUCCGCCUCCUCUGAUUUUCCAGCGAGCUCAACCAAUUUUCUGAUGAGGUUCCACCUUCAUCAUAAGAACCUCAUAACCAUGCUUGGUUAUUGCAAUGAAGACAAAAAACACCCUGAAAAUUCCCGUUAGUAGGAUAGUUAUGUGGUUCUUUGCUAUUGAAGAGCUGAAUUCAUAUUUAGCAGGUAUGACACAAGCGGAUUUAGGACUUGCAGAUGCUUUUAUCAAUGGAGAUUUUUCUUUCGUCGAUAAAGACUCAGGACUUUUGAAUCUGAUUAUGAUUCUCGUUGCUAACAGAGAUACAAAAUCAAAUCUUACUAAGAAAAGGGGAUGGUUUACACCGAUGUUUCAAACUGCCAGUGUAGCUUCAACAAAGUAUUUUUUAAAGCAUGUCUCUAGACAGAACACAUUAACACAAACUCAUAGCAACAUUUCUCUUCACUAUGACCUUAGCAAUGAGCUUUUUGGUUUCUUCUUGGAUGAUACAAUGACUUACUCCUCUGCAGUAUUCAAGGUCUCUAUCAAGGAGGUGUGUGGAAGAUAAGAGUUGAGCUUCCAAAUGUUUAUCCUUACAAAUCUCCUUCUGUUGGUUUCAUUACUAAUGUUGAUGAACUGUCGGGCUCUGUUUGUUUAGAUGUGAUUAACCAAACUUGGAGUCCUAUGUUCGACCUUGUGAAUGUGUUUGAGACAUUUCUUCCUCAGCUUCUGUUAUAUCCAAACCCAUCAGAUCCAUUGAACAGAGAUGCUUCCCCAUUGAUGAUGCCUGAUCGUCCUGCUUAUGAACAGCGAGUUUAUCUAAAUACCCUCCUCCUUUGGAUUCAUGUACUGUUAUUGAGAUCCUUUUUGUUUUCUCCGAUCAAUUUCUUAAAACUU
Messenger RNA from Camelina sativa (false flax), 1088 nucleotides. RefSeq lists its product as uncharacterized. The record is from RefSeq and is a predicted model, not a curated record. Lineage: Eukaryota; Viridiplantae; Streptophyta; Magnoliopsida; Brassicales; Brassicaceae. Gene Ontology annotation, molecular function: methyltransferase activity.